Messenger RNA from Penicillium expansum, 1599 nucleotides. RefSeq names its product putative amidase. Lineage: Eukaryota; Fungi; Ascomycota; Eurotiomycetes; Eurotiales; Aspergillaceae. The coding region runs from base 1 to 1599 and encodes 532 amino acids. Gene Ontology annotation, molecular function: catalytic activity. The record is from RefSeq and is a predicted model, not a curated record. The transcript is spliced from 3 exons.
AUGUCAGUUCUUUUCACAACUAUUUCAGAGAGCAACCCCGUCAAGCCGGGCGAUGCAGAAGCCCUCCUCAAACCACUCGGUCUGACCAUCGAUCCAGCCGAGGCGCAAGAUUUCCACACCCUUCUCGCAGCAGUCCACGACUGCGCCGAAGGUGUAGCUGCAUUAAGCGACUAUCAACCAGUCCCCGAUCAGACAAAGUAUCCACGCGAGAAUGUGCGCCGACCAAGUGAAACAGAACAGGUUUUCGGGCAAGCCUGGGCACACCGAUUUCUCAUCCGGGGUAAUCCCCAAGGCGGCCCGCUGGCAGGUAAAUCCGUCAGUCUGAAAGAUGUUGUUGCGGUUGCGGGUGUGCCACAGCUUCUGGGAAGCGAUAUCAUUCCUUCCUGGACACCGACUACGGAUGCCACAGUUGUAACCCGAUUGCUUGAGGCGGGCGCUGAUAUCCAUGGGACAUCGACGUGUGAAAAUAUGUGCCACUCUACUGCUUCGUAUACUAGUGCUCAGGGUACCGUGGAGAAUCCAAAUGCUCCGGGAUAUUCGGCUGGCGGGAGUACCUCUGGCGGUGCAGCGCUGGUUGCGGCCGGUAUGGUGGACAUCACGAUUGGGGGUGACCAGGGAGGCAGUAUACGCGUUCCUGCUUCGUUUUGCGGAUGCGUUGGGCUUAAGCCAACUCAUGGCCGUGUUCCAUUCACUGGAUUUGCCAGCGGUGACGCCGUGAAUGACCACGCCGGUCCGCUAACCCGAACAACACUUGAGGCUGCAGCAUGUCUAGAUAUUAUCAGUGGAUAUGAUGGCAUCGAUGAUCGGGCUCUCGGUAGCUCGAAGCCAGGCUCUACCAAGUUCGCAGCGGAUCUUCAGAAUUCGAACACACUAGACGGCUUCAAGGUCGGCAUUCUUGUUGAAGGAUUUGACCACAGCGCGGUAGACCCACAUGUCAAGGGUGCAGUGUUGACUGCCGCCCAGAAAUUCAAGGAUCUGGGCGCAACAAUCGAAGAAGUAUCUCUUCCUGAGCAUCUACAAGGGCCCGCGAUCUGGACAAUUCAGCAGCGAAUUGCCGGGGCGCAGACUCUUUUAGGCCACAACACAGGCCGGAGAGGGCUUUAUAUGAAUGAGAUGGAGCGCGCACGGCUUCCAUGGACCGACGGUGGCUUCCAGAGAGCGUUUCCGUCCACAAAGAACGUUAUCAUUAACGGUCUAUAUCUAAUGAAACAAUUCCCUGAUCUCUACGGCAAGACUGCCAAUAUCGGACGACUCCUCAGCGACAAGUACGAAGCGCUGUUUGAGAAGUAUGAUAUCCUGGUAAUGCCUACGACGCCGGUCGUUGCCCCUCGACAUGGAAAGCGAGAACUCCCGCUGGAUUCCCUCAAGCCUAGUAUGGGUCUUACAAUCAACACUGCCAUCUUCAAUGUGACGGGUCACCCGGCACUAUCCAUACCUAUCGGUCUUGCUCCGGCAAAGGAAGAUAACCAAGUCAUGCUGCCUGUUGGGAUGCAGAUUGUUGGUGGAUUGUGGCAGGAAGAGAAGGUCCUGCGGGCUGGGCAUAUCUGGGAUACUAAUUUUGACUGGAAGAAGAUGCAUUACUCUACGGAUAAGAACUAG